CGACUGUCCUUGUGCUCCCAUAGUUCUCGAUCACCAUGGCCACUGAAGAUGGAGGCGGUUCCCCGCACGACCUGGUCGUGCAGACCUGGAUCAUGUACAGCAUUGCCAUGCUCUUAUUUGUGAUCAGAGUUUUUGCUCGCUACAAGCGGUUGGGCUUCCGGUUCCAACUCGAGGAUUAUCUCAUGGUAGUGGCCGUGGGCUUCUAUACGGCCUUUGCGGUUACCAACAUCAAAAUCAUCGAGGGCGGAGGAAGCAACCUUUACCCUCCUUAUGAGUUCGAUACAUUUACAGCUGCCGACAUUAGGUCGAGGAUCAAGGGCUCGAAGAUCGAGUUCGCCUCCGAAAACUGCCAGCUCUGCACCAUCUACUCGCUCAAAGCCUGCAUGCUGAUGGUGUACUUCCGACUCACCUCCAAUCUGUGGCAACAUCGUCUGGUCAAAAUAUGCGCCGGCUACACGUUCUGUGGCUGGGUGGCCACGGAGCUGACGCUCUUUCUCAACUGUCACCCCUUGUCCGGGUACUGGACGAUUCCGCCGCCCAGUACGGAGUGUUCCACCUACUUCCGAUACGAAGUUGUCCAAUGUGUCCUCAACAUCAGUUCGGACAUCGCCAUUCUCGCCAUCAUUUUACCGAUGUUCAUCCGUGCCAGAAUGCCGUGGAAGACGAAGCUGCCCGUGAUUCUCGUCUUCUCCAUGGGUAUCGUGGUGAUUGCCUGUGCCAUUACCUCUAAAUGCUUCACCUUCAAGGACAUCUACGACGACAGCUACCAGUUCUGGUACCUCCGGGAGGCCUCGAUCGGCAUGUACGUCACAAACCUGCCCUUCGUGUGGAGCCUGGCACGAUCGACGCUUUCCUUUCUCAAAACGAGCCAAUACACCAACAAUGGCAAGUACGACAAUAACCAAUACGGUACGGAACCCGCCUCGAAUGCCCGGUGGAAGUCGAUUCCCACUACCCGAUCGACGCGCAACAUGCCCAGCGCGUACGAAACUCGGGUCAGUCGCGCAGAUGGGCUGACGCGCACUGAAAGCGAGGAGAACAUCAUUGAGAUGGGCGGAGUGGUGGGGCGCAGCAUGAAUACCACUACUACGAGCAACGGGAGCGAUAACACCGACUGGAUACAGUCGGGCGGACAGGACGACUUCAUCAUCCGGAAAACGACGGAGAUUGUGAUCCAGAAGGAAUGACAGCGACUCUGAUGAGUUUCACGGCUACUUCGCAUGAAACAGCCACCCUGCCCUCGCACCAUCGACUCCUAGGAUAGUGGCCCAGUGGACAAUCGCACUCUGAACCUCAACCUCAACCUCGC
Messenger RNA from Aspergillus heteromorphus CBS 117.55, 1309 nucleotides. RefSeq lists its product as uncharacterized. NCBI's taxonomy places the organism in Eukaryota, Fungi, Ascomycota, Eurotiomycetes, Eurotiales, Aspergillaceae. Bases 36 to 1187 code for a protein of 383 amino acids. The record is from RefSeq and is a predicted model, not a curated record. The transcript has 6 exons.